Episyrphus balteatus (marmalade hoverfly) is the source of this 2584-nucleotide messenger RNA. It is a transcript of the gene spz3, whose product is annotated as protein spaetzle 3. The record is from RefSeq and is a predicted model, not a curated record. Gene Ontology annotation, cellular component: extracellular region. The transcript is spliced from 6 exons. Lineage: Eukaryota; Metazoa; Arthropoda; Insecta; Diptera; Syrphidae. Gene Ontology annotation, molecular function: growth factor activity; Toll binding. Gene Ontology annotation, biological process: central nervous system formation; regulation of Toll signaling pathway; innate immune response. Bases 594 to 2336 code for a protein of 580 amino acids.
UGGCGCGAGCGGAUGACAGCGGCAUUUAUUGGCGGAGUGUCUCACGAUUAUAUUUAUUUUUUUUUUUUCUUACUAACGAUUUUUUUCAUUCUUCCCCGAACUAAAGACGUUGUCUAUAAAGUUUAUGUCACACUUUUUGUUCACAUUGCGCACCAAUGUGAGAUAAGUGGAUGAAAAUAAAAGUAUAACUAAUCGAUGAAAAACCGUGUGCGAAUGUGCAUUAUCAAGCAUCAUCACACAGAGUGCAGUCAGUAGCAUUAACAACGUGUGCGACGGCAUUGAAUUUUCUCAGAAAAUAAUAAAAAAUAUAAAACAAAUAAAAUUAUACACGAAUAAUAAAUAAAUCGAGUUCGUUGCUCAGCUCUUUUGUUUGAAUCAAUGUUCGAGUGUUUGAUUAGAUUUUGUUUGUUUUUGUGAUUUGAAGUUAUGUUUUUUUUUUAACAAAUAUACAAAAAUGAGAUAAUAUUUGUUUGACAAGUGAAGAAAUAAUAAACGUGCUCUGGCAUAAUUUAGUUCCAAAGCGUUUUUUGAGUUUAGAACAAAAAUGUUGUGAUUUUUAUUAAAAGUAUAGAUUUUAUUUGUCUCAAUAAAAUAUGGCGUUAGCUAAUUUUUCAUUACCUUUUGGUAAUGGUCUUGCAGCGCAUAAUUGGGCGGCAACAUUAAGUCCAAUUCAACAAGUUCAACGUAAUUCAAAUACCAACGAUUUAUUAUAUGGCCCGGCUGGCCAUCAGCAGCAAGAUGAAUUACCUACAGAUUAUUACAAAAAUAAUCCAUAUUUAGCACCACAUGCACAAGAACAGUAUCAGUAUAAUAAUAAUAAUAACAAUAAUCGACGUAAAGGUGGUCAAACUUAUUUGCCACCUAUUCCACCAACAAGUCCAGGAGUUCCUACUCGCCAGCAGAGCUAUGAUCAGCGACAGAAACCACAACAAUUUAGCCAUCAAAAUCAACAAGGAAAUUAUCAACAUUCAAUAGGAUCUCAACAGCCACAACAACCUUCAACAAGGACCUAUGGAGAGAAUAAUUACUCUCGAUUUCCACCAACACAGCCUCAACAAGUGUCACAAGCAGGAGCUGCUGUUCAAGUCACACGUUCACAACAACAACAAUAUUACACAAGUUCAUACAAUACUCAAACUCAUACUGCAUUUGCGGCUGGAACUGCUGAUGCUAGUCAGCGGGAAGUUGAAGGAGGUGGAUAUGGAGUAGCUAAUCAACCAAAUAAUAAUGAUCAAGAUGAAGAGGUUGAGACGGCUAGACCUCCAGUUAAUACACCUGCCCCAAUUAUCCCUGCUUCUGGUUCUGGUGGCGGUGGUGGUAAUCCGAAUGAUCCUUAUCCGGAACGUCCACCGGGAUUUACUAGAGUUCAGGCGGGACAGGGAUCUAGAACGCAAGUGCAUGCUGUAUUGGAUUAUGAUGUUGAAGAAGGCGAAGAAGAUGACUAUUACGAUGCGGAGGAUAAUGGAUCACCAGUUAGUAAAAAUGGAGAUAAAAAAGGAAUGCCAACAGUUACACCAAUACAAGGACCAAUAUUUUUAAAAAACGGUUCAGUACCGGUAGUGCCAUUAUUUUCUUAUCCUACUGUUAAUAAUGGAAGUUUCGUUCAAAUUCCGAUUUGGUGGACAGCGCUUUCAGUUGCUCUAGGUCUAGAUGUUAGAGGUGAUGUUAUCAAAGGAGUGCCAUGUAUUAAACGAUAUCAUCAAUUAUUCUGUCCAACAGCAGGAAAUAGCUACCCAAUUGACAAAAUUGAGCGAUUUAUUGACGAUAAUAAAGCACUAAUGCGACGGAUGUAUGGAGAUUUUGAAAUGAAUAUGGAUUCGGGUGGACCUAAACAACAAACAAAACGAAAGCGACGUUUUAUUGAUGAACCGGAUAUAUUCAUACCGCCUGGAGCAUUUCCUGCUGUACCGGAAGAUAUUGACAGUGAUCAUGAACCUGAUCGAGGUGAUACGUAUUUUGGAAAGUUGAGGAAUAAACGUCAGUCUAAUAAUCGAAGUCCUAAGCCACCAUUUAAUAAUAAUAAUGCUGGACAGGGAGGUUCUUCAACUGGAAGAUUGGAUGCUUGUGAAUCAAAGAUAGAAAUCGUUACACCAUACUGGGCCUCAAACUCAGCGGGAAAAAUUCGUGCGAUUGUCAAUACGCAACAUUUCGAACAAGCGAUACAUCAAGAAAUUUGCUCAAAAGCCCGAACACCAAGAUGUGAAAAAGACUGUGGCUGUGAGCAGAAAUACAAAUGGCAUCGUUUAUUAGCCUACGAUCCUGAUAAUGAUUGUAAAGGUAUUUUCAUGGAUUGGUUUUUGUUCCCAUCAUGUUGUGUAUGCAGAUGUAAUCCUUAACAGUAUCGAUGUCAUUUUAAACAUUUAAAAUAAAAAUAAUUUAGUUUCUUAGGUUAGGUAAUUGUUUACUAACUAACAAAGAGAACAAAAAACUAGAACACAUUUAUAAUCAUUUAUUAACAAUAAAUAUUAAGAAAAUAGUUACAUGUUAAAACUACAAGUUUUUGUAUUAAGUAUAUAGAUAUGAAAAUUAUUAAAAGAAAAAAUUAAUAAAAGAUGUAUUGCAAUUUAAAAUAAUAUAAGUUAAC